AUGGCUUCCGCCAUCUUUUUCCUGGACAUUAAGGGCAAGCCCCUGCUGUCCCGUAACUACCGUGGCGAUAUUCCCAUGAGUGCCGUUGAACGUUUCCCGCUACUACUGUUGGAGGCCGAAGAAGAGUCCUCUGUUGUUCCACCAUGCUUCUCCAAGGAAGGCGUGCACUACCUGUACAUUACACAUAAUGACCUGUACGUGCUGGCACUUUCAAAGCGGAACGCAAAUGCUGCUGAGAUUCUACUCUUUUUGCAUCGCAUUGUUAAGGUGUUAACUGAGUACUUUAAGCGCUUGACUGAAGAGUCGAUCCGUGACAACUUUGUGGUCAUUUACGAGUUACUUGACGAGAUGAUGGAUUUCGGCCACCCUCAAACCACAGAAACACAAAUCCUGAAGGAGUACAUUACUCAAAAGUCUCAUGAGCUCAAUGUCCAAGUUCGUCCACCGGUCGCUGUUACCAAUGCCGUUUCAUGGCGCUCCGAGGGCCUCAAGUAUAGCAAGAACGAGGCCUUUUUGGAUGUUGUUGAGUCUGUCAACAUGAUGGUCUCGCCCACUGGCAAGGUACUACGCUCUGAAAUUCUCGGCUCUAUCCAAAUGAAGUGUUUUUUGUCUGGUAUGCCCGAACUGCGCCUUGGUCUUAACGACCGCGUGAUUUUUGAUCGCCAGUCCAACACAACAGGUCAGAUUAUCAAUCCCAAUGGUGGAGCCGGUGGCCGUUCUGCUGGCGGUAAGGGCUCGAUAGAAUUGGAAGAUGUCAAGUUCCACCAAUGUGUGCGGUUAUCACGUUUUGAAAGCGACCGUACCAUUUCUUUUAUUCCUCCUGAUGGAGAAUUUGAGCUCAUGUCGUACCGUCUCAACACUACAGUCAAGCCGCUUAUUUGGAUUGACUGCCAGAUCCGAAACUUUUCAAACACCCGCAUCGAGAUUAAGGCACGCGCUCGCGCACAAUUCAAGAGCAGGUCGCAUGCCAAUGACAUUGACAUUACCAUUCCUGUUCCAGAGGAUGCAGAUUCACCCCGCUUGAAGGUGUCGCAAGGUUCUGCCAAAUGGAAACCUGAAUUGGCAGCCAUUGUUUGGCACAUUAAGAAGCUUGUUGGCGGCAAGGAAAUUGAACUUUCUGCACAGCUCAACCUGCCGUCAGUGCGUGAAAAUGACGAUGGUGGGUCGUCCCUAGCGGGCGGUCGCGACAGCCAACCUUCGACAUACCUUGAGGGUGGCAGCUCUGCUCAGAAGCCCAUUUCUGUCAAGUUUACUAUUCCCUUUUACACGACGUCGGGCAUCCAAGUUCGGUACCUUAAAAUUAUUGAGCCUAAGCUGCAGUACCCGUCUUACCCAUGGGUCCGUUACGUGACCAAGAGUGGUGAUGACUACACGAUUCGGAUAGCCAGGUAUUGA
This is a messenger RNA of Magnusiomyces paraingens, 1395 nucleotides long. RefSeq lists its product as uncharacterized. The coding region runs from base 1 to 1395 and encodes 464 amino acids. Gene Ontology annotation, cellular component: clathrin-coated vesicle; clathrin adaptor complex. The record is from RefSeq and is a predicted model, not a curated record. Gene Ontology annotation, molecular function: clathrin-cargo adaptor activity. Gene Ontology annotation, biological process: vesicle-mediated transport; intracellular protein transport. Lineage: Eukaryota; Fungi; Ascomycota; Dipodascomycetes; Dipodascales; Dipodascaceae. The transcript has a single exon.